AUGGCUAGACUUGGUCUGAUUUGCUUAGUUCUAGCCGGGUUCAUGGUGCUUCAAGCCACCAUGGCUGAUAAAUCCCAGGAUUUGGAGCUGAAUCCAUUUGAGGAAGUGAAGUUCCAAGAUGGGGUUUUUGUCAGAGAAGCAGAACACUCUGUUUCUGUUGCUGCAGAGCCAUCAUCUGAGAGUAUGCAGGAAGCCCAAGGAGCUGAAGCUCCAACUAGCAGGCGUUUGGGACCAGGAAAGCAUCACUCCUCUGAUAAGUCUAUGGCUGGAGGAGGUGUCAUUAUUGGUGGCCUUGUAACUACCAUUUUUGCAGCUGUUUUCUGCUACAUCAGGGUUACUAGAAGAAGGGGCGGUGUUCAUUAA
Prunus armeniaca (apricot) is the source of this 363-nucleotide messenger RNA. The record is from the annotation of a GenBank genome assembly. Lineage: Eukaryota; Viridiplantae; Streptophyta; Magnoliopsida; Rosales; Rosaceae.